Messenger RNA from Aegilops tauschii subsp. strangulata, 381 nucleotides. The record is from RefSeq and is a predicted model, not a curated record. Lineage: Eukaryota; Viridiplantae; Streptophyta; Magnoliopsida; Poales; Poaceae.
AUGCCCCCUCCGCCCGGCCAGCGCCGCCCCACCCUGCCGCAGCACCACCCCGCCGAUCCGGAGCCCUACGGCCACGUCGCCACCACCGCCCAGCGCCCCAUCCACCCGGCCAGCGCCACCCCGCCGCCCCGGAGACCUGUGGCCCUGUCGCCACCACUGCCCCGCGCCCCCUUCGCCCGGCCAGCGCCCCUCCUCCGCCGAGCAACCCCGCUGCCCGGCGCCCCUGGGCCCUGCCGGCCUGCCGCAGGUGUUGACAGGAUGGUGGGCAAGGGUCCAGAGCGCCCCGAGCCUCCUGCGAGCGCUACUGGGAGGGGUGGUUCCAUUAUUCCAGCCCAGCCCCUCCGAAGAGCGCUGCUAGACAGGGACGGCAAAGAACUUUGA